Dromaius novaehollandiae (emu) is the source of this 2367-nucleotide messenger RNA. It is a transcript of the gene AP3M1, whose product is annotated as adaptor related protein complex 3 subunit mu 1. The record is from RefSeq and is a predicted model, not a curated record. Gene Ontology annotation, cellular component: cytoplasmic vesicle; clathrin adaptor complex. The transcript is spliced from 9 exons. Bases 134 to 1390 code for a protein of 418 amino acids. Lineage: Eukaryota; Metazoa; Chordata; Aves; Casuariiformes; Dromaiidae. Gene Ontology annotation, biological process: endocytosis; intracellular protein transport.
UCGGUGCAGGCAGCGCCCGGGCCGCCCGCGCCUCCGCCGGGGGGCGGCCCCGCGCCGCGCCGGGCCUCGCCGCCAUCUUGGCCGCUGCGGCCGGGAGCGGGACGGGCCGCGCUGCGCCGCGCCGGGGGAGAAAAUGAUCCACAGUCUGUUUCUUAUAAACUGUUCUGGUGAUAUAUUCUUGGAGAAGCACUGGAAGAGCGUUGUGAGCCAAUCUGUGUGUGAUUAUUUCUUUGAAGCUCAGGAGAAAGCAGUCGAUGUUGAAAAUGUGCCUCCUGUCAUCUCAACGCCGCAUCACUACCUCAUCAGCAUCUAUCGGGAUAAAAUCUUCUUUGUGUCUGUCAUACAGACAGAAGUGCCACCACUAUUUGUGAUUGAAUUUCUGCACCGAGUAGCAGAUACUUUCCAGGAUUACUUUGGCGAAUGUUCCGAGACUGCAGUUAAGGACAAUGUAGUUAUUGUGUACGAGCUUCUAGAAGAAAUGUUAGACAAUGGCUUUCCACUGGCAACAGAAUCUAACAUACUGAAGGAGCUGAUUAAGCCUCCCACAAUUUUGCGCUCCGUUGUCAACUCCAUCACAGGCAGUAGUAACGUGGGUGACACACUUCCCACUGGGCAGCUGUCUAACAUCCCUUGGCGCAGAGCAGGGGUAAAAUACACAAACAACGAAGCCUAUUUUGAUGUCAUUGAAGAAAUUGAUGCAAUUAUAGACAAAUCAGGUUCCACAGUCUUUGCAGAAAUCCAAGGUGUUAUUGAUUCAUGCAUUAAGCUCUCAGGAAUGCCAGAUCUUUCUCUUUCUUUCAUGAACCCAAGGCUGCUGGAUGAUGUCAGCUUCCAUCCAUGUAUUCGGUUCAAACGCUGGGAGUCUGAAAGAGUUCUUUCGUUUAUUCCUCCAGAUGGGAAUUUCAGAUUGAUCUCCUACCGUGUCAGCUCACAGAAUUUGGUGGCAAUUCCUGUGUAUGUGAAACACAUGAUCAGUUUUAAGGAGAACAGUUCUUCAGGAAGAUUUGAUGUUACCAUUGGACCAAAACAGAACAUGGGGAAAACAGUAGAAGGAGUUGUCAUGACAGUUCACAUGCCAAAGGCAGUACUUAACAUGAACCUCAGUUCUACGCAAGGCAACUAUACAUUUGACCCAGUAACUAAAGUGUUAACAUGGGACGUGGGCAAAAUUACCCCUCAAAAGCUACCAAAUCUCAAGGGUGCAGUGAACCUACAGUCCGGAGCCCCCAAGCCAGAGGAGAAUCCAAGCUUAAACAUCCAGUUUAAGAUACAGCAGCUUGCAAUUUCAGGAUUGAAAGUAAAUCGCCUGGACAUGUAUGGAGAAAAAUACAAGCCUUUUAAAGGUGUCAAAUAUAUUACAAAAGCAGGAAAAUUCCAAGUCAGGACAUGAGAAGAUGCUCUACUGCCAAGAGAAAAUUCCCCUUUAAAAGGGAAAAAGAAAAAAACCCACUACCAUAAAUGACUGCUUAGUGACUUAUGUUGCUAUUAAGUAGGUGCCAAUUAAUAGACAUUGAUUAGUUUGAGAUCAAAGCAUUUGUGCGCAGCAGGUCUUAAAAUGAAAACGUAGCUUAUUUUUUCUUAAUAUGGCUUUAAAAUAAGGUACCUUUUUUUCUAAUACACCUUCACCCUUUUUUACUGAAUUGUUGUGCUGGUGAAUAGUUAGAUAUAGGUAAUCCACAGAAUGUCACAAACACUACACUGCCAAAUCAGAUACCAAAGCAGAGAGGCCAAGCACAUUAUAAAGCCUAGACAGGCCAUUGGGAAAGUCUUGUGGUAGCACAUUUUGCUGAGAAAGCUCAGCUAUUCUCAUAGCCAGCUGCAAGUUGGUAUUCCACAAAGCAUCAUGUAAACCCUUCAGAAAUAGAGAACAGCAGAGUGGUGGAAAGGGCUCCCAGACGGGCCUUGGGCAUAGCAAAUGUCACUCCUGAGAAAGAGCUUCUGAUGAAGGAGAAAAAAAAGCAGGAGGGGAAAAAAAAUAUUUUCCUUGUUUACAAGAAACUGCCUUUCUUAAGAAGCAUUUGCCUUAAUCUGCUUUCAUUUGUGCCAUCUGCAGAUAAGCUGAUAAAAAUAACAUUCUGCAUUAAAUCUGGGGGUGGUUGUUGCUUCAGUAGUCCACUUUCUUUCCAUUCAGUCUCAUCAUCAUAUUCAUCAUUUUUUAAGAAUACAGGUGCAGAGAGUAAGAUCUAUUUUUUAUGUGAAGCCUGAGCUUUGAUUCAGAUGUUCCACUUGUUUGAAGUGGAUGCCACCUGAUUUGUGCCAUGUGUACAUUGGAGCAUAGCUUUUAGAUAGCACAGUAGACGUGUCAAAUGUAUUUAAUGGUUGUGUGCUUUAAUGUAAUGAAAUAAAGGGAACUCUACUGCAAAUCCA